AUGUCACAAUCAUCAUCAUCAUCAUCAUCGCUUGCUUCAGACGCCGCACCAGCAGCAGAGGCGUCACCUGAUAAUAGCGAUAACAUGGUAUCCAGAGGUCCUUCGAUCGACUACAACAAAGCUCUCAACAAUAACGACAACGACAACGACGACUCUGAACCGAAUCCAGCGGUUCCUAGUUCUGCAGAAGAUGAAGGAUUCGUUGGUGAAUUCAUGCUGAAUGAUGAUCCAGAUGAAAAGAAAAGACAAAGGCCUGUCUCCUUCAGCAAGAAGCUCCGACGUCUAAGUUUGGGAAAGAACAAGAUUAAACCUUCCGAGCAAAACGAUGGUAAUGACAGCGACAAUGAUUCUGUUGGACUCAUGAGCACAGGGAACAGUAAAUCCUCAGGUCGAUCAAGCCGUGGACGAUCCUCGCGUCGUGAUCAAAUGCGAGAGGCACUGGAAUCGGGCUCCAAUAGUAUUCGCAACAUUCGAAGCAAGUCGCCUUCGGUAUUGCGCCGAUUGCGACGACGAGACAGUAAUGAUAGUUGCUCGACACUCAUGCAGCGACUAGGAGAUGACGAUGAUCAUGACGAUGAUCAUGAAGAAGCUGACGAAUUGGCCCAUAGCGAACGCGUAACAAGAACUACCGAUCAUAGCGAACGCGUAACAAGAACUACCGAUCUGGGAGGGGAUCAGCCUCACCAAAUUGUCCUCACUGAUACCAAUUUGCUGACAGGCGAUGUCGAGGAUGACCUAUCGGAUGACGAAGACACUGUUUACAGCCAAUUUCAACCCUCUCUGAAUCUUUCCCUUCGCGCGGAGCGAUCCAUGUUUGUAAAAUAUAAUGAUUCGUCUGAUGAUGACGAUGGCGUAAUUGACCCGGAAAACAACAACGGGGAUCCAAUGGUCGUGGUGGUGACGAACAAUGAUUUUGCCAACAGUGAAGCCUCACUGGACUUAUCCGUCCGAUCCGAAGCUGCCGAAACGGAAUCAGCAACCGACAACGUCAGAAAAACAGCAUCGCGUUCACCCAAGCGACAACGAGGUACUCUCUCUAGACGACAACAGCACCGAGCCAACGGGAUGAAUGGGCGUCUUUCGGUUAGUCCAAAACGCAACAAAGAUUCUGUUGCCGCCAGACCCAAACGACAUUCGACUUCCGCCACCACCAUCCCCAAACGUCACUCGUCUGUUCCGAAAAAUGCCUUAAAAUCUGCAGACGCUGGCACGCUGCUCUCUCCUUCUGAAAAGAGAUCAUCCUUGACUGGCACAACCAGCAAACAGCAACGGGAGAAGUCACCCAAACGGGAAAAAGCAUCCAAACGAGAAAAAACGCUCAAACGGGAAAAGUCACCCAAACGUGUCCGGGACAAGAAGAAGGAGCGACGAAAGAGCACAGAGGAGCUCGAGGUGGUGGAGCAACAACAAUAG
Molecule: messenger RNA, 1413 nt
Organism: Cylindrotheca closterium
Lineage: Eukaryota; Bacillariophyta; Bacillariophyceae; Bacillariales; Bacillariaceae
Source: the annotation of a GenBank genome assembly